UAUUACCAAAGCUUCCAGCUUUUUAUUUUUUUCCAGAAUAAUUACAUAAUGGAUAAUGAUGUUUAAUGCAAAAAUUGCUCUUCAACAUGUUUUCAAACAAUAUAUAACGUUGAAAGCCACUUAAAUCUGAAGUAGUUGCAUAGAAAAACAGGAACAAACUAGAUAAAGUUUCUACGACUGUAGAUAUUGAUGAAUUAACUAUAAAAAAGAUUUCCCAAAUCUGACUGGCAUUGAUAUAUCCAUAUUGAAAACAAAAUGAUCAAUGAGAAAGUCGAUUUAAAUGAUGACGAAGUAGAGAAAAAAGGCCCAAAAUUUGGUUGUAGGCACGUCCAAUCAAUUUUACUAUGUUUCGCUUAUGUUUUUGGAAUGGGUACCCGUACAAACCUAUCCGUAGCUAUUGUAGCUAUGACUGAUAAUUCCACAAGUCCUAAUCCAAAAGUUCCAACUUACCAUUGGACCAAUACCAGUGUGAUGCUAUCCGCUUUCUUCUGGAGCUACAUCUCCCUUCAAGUUCUGGCAGGUUAUCUAGGAAAACGCUACGGACCUAAAUAUUUUCUUCUAGUAACGUCCAUUAUCAAUUGCCUUGCUGUUGGGUUAACCCCUGUUGCAGCUAGAAUGAACUCUACAGGCGUUAUUUUAUGUAGAGUGAUUCAAGGAUUGGCCCAAGGAUUCUUAGACCCUUCUAUUCAUGUGAUGUUAGGAACUUGGAUACCUAACGAGGAAAAAUCUACGCUGUGUAAUUUUAUUUUUUCAGGUAUAUCAAUUGGUACAAUAUUUGCAUCAAUUUUGACCGGAUAUUUAUCAGCCAGUUGGUUAGGCUGGCCUUAUUCCUUUUACAUUUUGGCCAUAUUGAAUUUUGUAUGGUGCAUUUUCUGGGGAAUCUUUGGCCAAAAUAGUCCUGCCUCGCAUCCUAGAAUUACCAAAGAGGAAAAAAAAUAUAUUCAAAAGUCUUUAAAGCAAGAAGUGGAUGAACAAUUGCCAACUCCUUGGAAAAAAAUAUUUACUAGUGUUCCAUUUUAUGCUACAAUGGCUGGAUAUAUAGGGAAUAUUCUUGGAUAUGCGUUACUGUUUACUGAAGCACCAACUUAUUUAGCUAAAGUUAUGAAUUUCAACCUCAAAGAAAUUGCUAUUUUAAACACAAUUCCAAUAUUAGUCUGUCUUGUGGUGGGACUCCUUAUAGGUCCCCUAUCAGAUUGGCUCAUAGCCAAGGGUUACCUAUCAAGAUUGAAUGCCCGAAGAACGUUUCAUGAUGUUAUGGUGGUGCUCUCUUCUUUGUAUGGCUCGGAUUUUUAAAUUCAUCCCAGCCCUACACCAGUAUCGUAGUUAUAUCGCUUGGAUCGGGAAUAUUUUUCUUCGUACUUGUGGGAAGCAACGUCAACCAUUUAGAUCUUUCUCCAAGAUUUGCAGGAAUAACUUUUGGCAUUUUGAGUACCGCUGGAGGAAUAGCUGCUACUAUUCCACCAUUGUUAGUUCAGUGGAUUGUAACGGACCAAACUAAAACUGACCAAUGGCGCAUUGUGUUUCUAUUAUCAGCGGGAUUUUAUGUAGUUGGGGCUACGCUGUUUUUCUUUUUUGCAUCUGCAACAAGGCAACCUUGGGACGGACCUGAGGAGAAAGAUACACCAGAAACUGAAAGUUAAGUUUUUAAGACUCAAAUUAAUAAUCUGUGAUUUAUAUAUAAUAAAGAAAUUAUUUAUUUUAUGUAAAA
Molecule: messenger RNA, 1708 nt
Organism: Ceutorhynchus assimilis (cabbage seed weevil)
Lineage: Eukaryota; Metazoa; Arthropoda; Insecta; Coleoptera; Curculionidae
Source: the annotation of a GenBank genome assembly